AUGUUCAGACAAGUUUGGAUAGGUGGAAAGAAAUCAACUGGAUAUCGGAAUCUCAAUAAGUUUCAAAAUUUGAAACUUUUAAAAAAAAAUGAUGUUUUUCUUUAUUUUUGUAGAGAAAUUGGUUCCGAUUUGGAUACCAGAUCUCCAAUAGAUUUUGGCUCCGCGUUGGAUAUAUGGGUUUCGGCUUCUAGUUCUUGGACGUUAGAUGGGUUCAGCUUUCAGUUCUUGAACUUUGAGUAUAUAGAUCUUGGCUUUUGGUUCUUGGGUGUUAAGUUUGACUUUCGAUUCUUGAGUGUUGAAUAUAUAGCUUUUGGUUCUUGGGUUCAGCUUUCAGUUCCUGGUGUUAAAUAUAUAGGGUUUGACUUUCAGUUCUUGGAUGUUUGUUAUUGGUUUCAACUUUCGGUUCUUGGAUGUUUGAUAUAUAGGUUUCAGCUUUCGGUUCUUGGAAGUUUGAUAUAUAAAUUUCGGCUUUCAGUUCUUGGGCAUUUGAUAUUGGUUUUGGCUUUCAGUUCUUGGACGUUUAUAUAUAGGUUUCGGCUUUUUGUUCUUGGGUAUUUGAUAUAUAGUUCUUAUGCAUUUGAUUUAAAGGUAAUGGCUGCGACAUCUCAUUGGGCUUUGGAUCGGUUUCGACUGCAAUAUCUCCUUAAACUUUGGGUAUCGGCUGUGAUAUCUUUGGGCAUUGAAAUGGUUUCAGCUGCGAUAUCUUUGGAUCUGUUUCAGCUUUCGGUUCUUGGAAGUUUGAUAUAUAAAUUUCGGCUUUCAGUUCUUGGGCAUUUGAUAUUGGUUUUGGCUUUCAGUUCUUGGACGUUUAUAUAUAGGUUUCGGCUUUUUGUUCUUGGGUAUUUGAUAUAUAGUUCUUAUGCUUUUGAUUUAAAGGUAAUGGCUGCGACAUCUCAUUGGGCUUUGGAUCGGUUUCAACUGCAAUAUCUCCUUAAACUUUGGGUAUUGGCUGUGAUAUCUUUAGGCAUUGAAAUGGUUUCAGCUGCGAUAUCUUUGGAUCUGUGA
Rhizophagus irregularis DAOM 181602=DAOM 197198 is the source of this 1005-nucleotide messenger RNA. The record is from RefSeq and is a predicted model, not a curated record. NCBI's taxonomy places the organism in Eukaryota, Fungi, Glomeromycota, Glomeromycetes, Glomerales, Glomeraceae.